GAGUUGACGUCGUUGGGACCCGACGGCGCUCUGUCCAGCUCCCCGCAGUCUGGUGAGUUCUUCCUCCCGCCGAACCAUCGCAAGGGCGCAUUCCUGUUCCACGCCAUUCGGAAGAAGAGAAAGCGACACUCGAAGAAGGUCACCCUCAUCAUCGACCUAAGCUCCUCCUUCAUCCAGCAAACGAUCGCCAUGUACGAGCUCCGCAAGCCAUCGGGGAGUCGCAAGAAGCUCCAUCUGCUGUGGAAGCUCAAGGAGGUACCCGAGAAGUUCAUCUUCCACAGCUCGGCCGAGGGCGAGCGCUUCUACCAGGCCUUCUGGGCCGCCAAGAUCCCGCGCGCCAUCGAGCCGGCGCUGGAGAAGCCAGCACGCACCGAGACCAUCGAGAUCUUCAUUGGAAACUGGAACCUGGGUGAUGCGCCACCGCCGGGCUCGUUGGCCGAAUGGAUACCGCGCGACAAACACGACAUCUACGUCAUCGCCGUCGAGGAAUGUAAAUACGCCCCGCGACACGGAAACGCCUCGUGCGAAGUCGAUUGGUUUAACUGCGUGCAAUCUCAUCUCGGACCCAACUACAUCAAGAUGGCGGGCCUGUCGCUUCAGUCCAUUCGGCUGUUGAUCCUGGUGCGAAGAGAGCACUACUACAAGAUCAGCAACAUCGAGAAGGAGAAGGAGGCCACGGGCAUCGCCAACGUGGUGGGCAACAAGGGCGGCAUCGGCGUCGCCUUCUCCUUCUACGAGACCAGUCUGUGCUUCGUCGGCGCCCACCUGGCCGCCCACCUGGAGAUGGUGCCGGCGCGCAACAAGAACUACCACCAGCUCAUGCGCGGACUGCGGCUGGGUCGCUACCCGGGUGACCUGCACAACCAGUUCGACCACCUCUUCUUCACCGGCGACCUCAACUACCGCAUCGCCAUGGAGCGCGAGGACGUGCUGCGGCUCAUCCACGACCGCCGCUGGGACACGCUCUACGCCAACGACCAGCUGCGCGACCAGCGCGCACAGAACAAGGUCUUCUGCGAGUUCAACGAGGGCGCGAUCGACUUUGCGCCCACCUACCGAUACAACCGCGGCGAUCGCACCUACAGCGAAGAGAAACUGCGGGUGCCGUCGUAUACGGACCGCGUGCUCUGGAAGUCGCUGGCGCCAGACCGAAGCGCGCAGUUGCUAUCGUACGAGGCCCAUGACGGAAUCAUGACCAGCGACCACAGUCCCAUCUCCGCGGUCUUCUCCCUCGACGUGCUGUUGCCGCCCCUGCCAGACGAGAACUCGAAGAGAUGUGUGAUCAUUAUCUCGCGAUUGCGAGCGACCAAUAUCGGAGUCCACCGAAAGAUCAAGGAACAGAAGCGGGAGCAGAAGGAGGCGAAGAAGGACAGGGACCACAAGGAGCAGAGGGCCAAGGAGCAGAAGCGGGAGCUCAAGGAGCUCAAGCGAGAACUCAAAGAGCUCAAGAAGGAGCACAAAGAACUCACCAAGGAAAAGAAGAAGGACAAGAAGGACAAGGAGAAGGAGGUGAAUGCCUACGUGGCCUUCAGCGGCCCAUUCCUCGAUGGAAUGCACAAGACCGGUGUCGUCCCACGACGAUCCGAUCCUGUGUGGGAAGACAAGGACGUGCCGAUACUGGAGCCGCUGGCCUCGACCAAGCACUACCUCAAGCGCCAGAUGCUCUUCAUGGCAGUGCGCGGCCAGAGCGUCGCGUCGUCAGACGAGCUGGGCCAGGGCGUGCUCUCGCUGUGGGAGGCCUGCCGCCGCGACGGCCAGCCCGUCGACUUUGAGGUGCCCCUGCGCGACAAGGGCAAGGCCGCCGGCACCCUGUGCGGCCGGCUCAUCGUCAAGUGGGAGGACCGACGCGCCGAGCGCCACGCGCGACUACUCGACGUGAGCCUCAACCUGCGCCAGUCCCAGCAGGCGCCCGGCGGCACCACCGCCACCACCAAGCCGCUCGACUCGCUGCUCCAGGCAUCAGCCGCCGCCGCCGCCGCCUCGGCCUCGUCAACCAUCGAAGAACUGGUCGCCCAGGGCCCCGGCGUGGCACAGCCGCAACCACAAGGACCCCAGCCGUGA
Molecule: messenger RNA, 2061 nt
Organism: Acanthamoeba castellanii str. Neff
Lineage: Eukaryota; Discosea; Longamoebia; Acanthamoebidae
Product: endonuclease/exonuclease/phosphatase family protein
Exons: 10
Biological process (GO): phosphatidylinositol dephosphorylation
Molecular function (GO): phosphatase activity
Source: RefSeq, a predicted model, not a curated record